AUGGGAUGCUGCCAUUCGUCCUUCCUGAAACCGUCGUACAAAAAAACCUCCGACGACGUUUCCGCCCGUCGUGGCGGCAAGCGCGGUAACAAGCACCACCGUCAUCGUAACAAUAAUGACGCUGUCGACGGCGCCGGAAGGGGAUGGCAUUUCGCCACCGUCCCGGACUUCUCCGAGUUCUCCGCAGCGGAGCUUCGUGAGGCCACGGACAAUUUCAGCGUAAACGCAGUCGUUUCAGUUUGUUCCGACCAAUCACCAAAUGUUGUUUACAAAGGUUGUCUUAGAGACGACAUGCGUCAAAUCGCAAUUAAAAAAUUCUCGAAAUCAACAUGGCCUGAUCCCAAACAAUUCGCUGAAGAAGCUAAGGCUAUAGGAAAAAUGAGGCAUACAAGAAUGGUGAAUCUGAUAGGUUAUUGUUGUGAUGGAGAUGAAAGGUUGCUUGUUUCAGAGUACAUGCCUAAUGACACACUCACAAAGCAUCUAUUUCAUUGGGAGAAACAAACAAUGGAGUGGGAUAUGCGAUUGAGAGUUGCACUUUAUGUAGCUGAAGCUUUAGAAUAUUGCAGACAGAGUGGACACAAACUGUACCAUGAUCUCAAUGCUUAUAGGGUUCUCUUCGAUGAGAAUGGGAAUCCUCGGCUUUCAUGUUUUGGAUGGAUGAAAGAUAGCAAAGAUGGCAAAAACUUCAGCACGAAUCUCGCUUAUACACCGCCUGAGUAUCUUAAAAAUGGUACGUUAAUACCAGAGAGUGUUGUCUUCAGUUUUGGGACGUUUCUUUUGGAUCUUCUUAGUGGCAAACAUGUCCCUCCAAGUCAUGCGGUUGACACAAUUCAGAAGCAAAACUUACCUGUCUUUAUAGAUUCACACCUAGAAGGAAACUAUCCAGAUGAAGAUGCAGCUACAGUAUUUGAUUUGGCUUCUAAAUGCCUCCUGAAUAACCCUAAGGACCGGCCUGAGAUUAAAGCUAUCGUCUCAGUUCUUGCUACACUUCAACACAAACUAGAUGUUCCGUCCUAUACAAUGCUCGGGAUCUUGAAACUGGAAACCCCUGAUACGGAACCAAAGAGCUCUCUAAUCUACGAUGCGUGUCACCGUAUGGACCUCACAGCUCUACAUCAGAUUCUUGAAGCAACGGAGUACAAAGACGACGAGGCUACUUGUGAGCUCUCUUUUCAGCAAUGGGCUCAUCAGAUAAAAGACGUGUGGAACACAAGGCAGCAAGGCGAUUCUGCUUUUCGGAACAAGGAAUUCGAAUCCGCUAUCGAGAAAUACACGCAGUUCCUAGAAACAGGGAUCAUGAUCUCUCCCACUGUUUACGCAAGAAGAAGCGUGUGUCAUCUCUUCUGCGACAAGCCAGAUGCAGCGCUCAGAGAUGCGAUGCAAGUACAGUGCGUCUAUCCCGAAUGGCCCACUGCGUUUUACCUUCAGGCCGUGGCUCUUGCCAAGCUGAACAUGCUCGAAGACUCAGCUUCGAUGCUUAAAGAAGCCUCGAUCUUGGAAGACAAGAGGCUCAUUUCAUAA
Thlaspi arvense is the source of this 1521-nucleotide messenger RNA. The record is from the annotation of a GenBank genome assembly. Lineage: Eukaryota; Viridiplantae; Streptophyta; Magnoliopsida; Brassicales; Brassicaceae.